CCGCCCCGGGCCGCCGCUGCUGAGCCGCAUGGGCCGGGCCCCGCGCCGCCGUUGCUCCGUGCGGGUGAACAAGCUUGUUCACCUUGGAGCUACAAAUACUGGUGAUUUGAGACUUCAGCUCAUCCCCCACUGCACAAGCAAGCGCCAGAAAAAUGAAUAUCCAGGGGAAAGGCUUCCCCUUGGACCUUGGAGGAAGCUUCACUGAAGAUGCUCCAAGACCACCGGUUCCUGGUGAGGAGGGGGAACUCGUGUCCACAGAUCCCAGGCCAGUUAGCCACGGUUUCUACUCUGGCAAAAGCGAUGUGGUUAGGAACGAGACGUCCACGGCAACGCCCAGGCGCUCGGAUUUGGAUUUGGGGUACGAGCCCGAGGGGAGUGCUUCUCCAACUCCCCCCUACCUGAAGUGGGCCGAGUCGCUGCACUCCUUGCUGGACGACCAAGAUGGCAUCAACCUCUUCAGGACUUUCCUGAAACAGGAGGACUGCGCGGAUCUGCUGGACUUCUGGUUUGCCUGCAGCGGCUUCAGGAAGCUGGAGCCGUGUGUGUCUAAUGAGGAAAAAAGACUCAAGCUGGCAAAAGCCAUUUACAAAAAAUACAUCCUUGACAACAACGGCAUUGUGUCCCGGCAGAUCAAACCGGCCACAAAAAGCUUCAUCAAAGACUGUGUCAUGAAGCUGCAGAUUGACCCCGACAUGUUUGACCAGGCCCAAACGGAGAUCCAGUGCAUGAUAGAAGACAAUACCUACCCGUUGUUCCUUAAGUCGGAUAUUUAUUUGGAAUACACGAGGACAGGUGGGGAAAGUCCAAAAAUUUACAGCGAUCCCAGCUCAGGCUCUGGGACAGGUAAAGGGCUACCUGGUUACCUGCCGACUCUGAACGAGGACGAGGAGUGGAAAUGUGACCAAGAGGCCGAGCCCGAGGCCAGCAGGGACUCAGCACCUUCCAGCAGGCUCACGCAGAAGCUGCUCCUGGAGACGGCCACGCAGCGCGCUGCCUCGGCCCGGCGCUACAGCGAGGGCAGGGAGUUCAGGCAUGGGCCAUGGAGAGAGCCUGUUAACCCUUACUAUGUCAACACGGGCUAUGCUUUGGCACCAGCCACCAGUGCCAAUGACAGUGAGCAGCAGAGCAUGUCCAGUGAUGCUGAUACCAUGUCACUGACAGACAGCAGUGUAGAUGGGAUCCCACCCUACAGACUCCGCAAGCAGCAUCGCAGAGAGAUGCAGGAAAGUGCCAAAGCAAAUGGACGUGUGCCACUACCUCACAUUCCUCGUACAUACCGAAUACCAAAGGAUAUCCACGUUGAGCCAGAGAAGUUUGCUGCAGAGCUGAUCAAUCGUCUGGAGGAGGUACAAAAGGAACGUGAAGCAGAGGAGAAGUUAGAGGAGCGCCUGAAACGCGUCCGAGCGGAAGAAGAAGGUGAGGAUGCAGAUAUCUCUUCUGGUCCCUCAGUCCUCAGCCACAAGAUGCCUUCCGCCCAAGCCUUUCAUCACUUCGCUCCUCGUUACGCUGAGAUGGGCUGUGCUGGGAUGCAGAUCAGAGAUGCCCAUGAAGAAAACCCAGAAAGCAUCCUGGAUGAACAUGUCCAACGUGUGAUGAAAACACCAGGCUGCCAGUCCCCAGGACCUGGCCGCCACUCUCCCAAGCCACGCUCCCCAGAAAGUGGUCACUUGGGAAAGCUGUCAGGGACACUCGGAACAAUUCCUCCAGGGCACGGCAAGCACGCAACAAAAUCAGGAAUGAAACUGGAUGCAGCUAACUUGUACCACCAUAAACAUGUCUACCACCACAUCCAUCACCACAGCGUGAUGAAACCAAAAGAGCAGAUCGAGGCUGAGGCCACGCAGCGGGUGCAGAACAGCUUUGCUUGGAAUGUAGAUUCACAUAACUAUGCAACAAGGUCACGGAACUACACUGAAAACUUGGGCAUGGCCUCUGUCCCCAUGGACUCUUUAGGCUACAGUGGGAAGGCGAGUCUGCUCUCAAAAAGAAAUGUUAAGAAGACCGAUUCAGGGAAAAGUGAUGGUGCCAACUAUGAGAUGCCAGGAUCUCCUGAAGAUGUGGAGAGAAACCAGAAGAUCCUUCAGUGGAUCAUAGAAGGAGAGAAGGAGAUCAGCAGGCAUAGGAAAACAAACCAUGGCUCUUCAGGUGCUAAGAAGCAGCUGUCCCAUGAUGUAGCCAGACCCCUCUCCAUUGAGAGACCUGUUGCAGUGCAUCCCUGGGUCAGUGCCCAGCUCCGGAAUGUUGUCCAGCCUUCCCACCCCUUCAUCCAAGAUCCUACCAUGCCGCCCAAUCCAGCCCCCAACCCUCUCACCCAGCUGGAAGAAGCUCGCAGAAGGUUGGAAGAGGAAGAAAAAAGGGCUGGAAAACUCCCCCCUAAACAAAGCAGGUUGAAGCUCCUGAAGAGGCCAGGCAGUGGCACGUCCCAGUCCUGUGAGAACAUCGUGGUGGCUUACUACUUCUGUGGAGAGCCCAUCCCUUACCGCACCCUCGUCAAGGGGCGCGUGGUCACCCUGGGACAGUUCAAGGAGCUGCUGACCAAGAAAGGGAACUACAGGUAUUACUUUAAGAAAGUGAGUGACGAGUUCGACUGUGGUGUGGUCUUUGAGGAGGUGCGGGAGGAUGACACCAUCCUGCCCAUCUUUGAAGAGAAGAUCAUCGGGAAGGUGGAGAAGAUUGAUUAGGCUCCAGGGCUGCUGAGGAGUGAGGACAGGACUGUGAAAGACUCUGGGACCGGAGGAGAAGGCCUGGGGCAGAUACUGGUGGUGCUACUGCCACGGGCACCGGGCGAGCCCAGGGCCGCCUGCUCCGGCACGGGUUGCCAGUGGAAGCCCUUUCACCCCACAAACCUGCCAGUGGGAGCCUGGGCUCCCUCUCCAUACCCAAUAUAAGUGUAAUGUAGCAUUGUACAGUGCAUUAGAAAGUGUAAUAUGACCUUGUUUACUAAAGCUGCAUAUUUUUGAUAUAUUGUAAUAAAAGGAAAAUAUUUCCAAUGUCACAGUGCUCUUAUGUAAAUGUAAAACGUACAGGUACUGCAGAACUCACCCAAAGUGUACAGCCACCCGUCAGACUCUGUCUCUCCUCCCUGUCACAGCACCCUCCCCAGACCCCCUGGAUGGCUUCGGAGUGACACGGGGCAGAACUGCUCCCCCCCCAGCAGUGUGGAUGGGGUGGGCUGAGGUCACCCCUCACCUCCGAAGAUUCUGGAGUCCUUUGGAACAAGUCCCUCACCUCCCUGGCAGUCUCAGCUGCUGGAUAUGGUAGGAUGGUUUUUAUUCCUCCUGAGCUUUCUUGUGACCGAGUAAAUCCCAAGGGAUGGAAGGCUGGGGGCCAGCUCUUGGGGCUGGGGGACAGGGUGGCAGGCUGGGUGCUGGCAUCCCAUAGCCCCCCCUGCCCCCUGUGCCCCUGGAGGAGGGUUUGCUUCCCAGCAGGUGCUGCAGCUAUGCAGGGGGAUGGAAUCCCUGUGCCCAGCCCCCUGGUUCUGGGCUUUGUUCAGGGGGUUCUUUUUAGGAGAACCAUAAGAGGGAACUGAUUAGAUACUAAAGCUGAGGAUAAAAAAAAAAAAAAAUGUGUUUUUAUAUGUCCUGCAUCUUUUGUCAGCUUCUGUGUCUUAAGGGGAGGCAGCAUGAGGGCCCUGCUGCUGUGAUAGCCAGGGAGGGUGUUGAUGCCAGUCUGUGGGGCUUGUGUAGGGCCAGCUCCCCUGGCAGGGCAGGCAGCACCCUGGGAAGCUCCCUGGGCUUACUCGGCCACAACAAAGCUUCACUCAGCACCCUGCCCUCAGCCCUGCCCUGCUCCCACCACCCCUCACCCCUCUGCGGAAAACGAGGUGGCCCCGAAGCCCAGGGGGCUUCCACCUGGGUGCUGUCCCCACCUGGUGUGUUGUAGCUGCUGUGACACCGUGGGGAGGUGACUCAGCCUGUUGUACAUGUCACCGAGUGCCUUUAAAACACGGUUCUGUGACUUGCCCAGACACUGCCUGAGGUCCAGCAAAACCCGCGAUCGUUUGCAGCCCGGGAAUGGUGUUACGAGCAUUUUUUCUCCCUGUUUUGUUUUCUGUUGGUUUUGUUUUGUUUUUUUUUUAAAAAAAAAAAAGUUCUGAUGGUGUUGUGUCUGGUGAGGUUGUUAAUGUGCCCGGGAUUUCUGUCUUCCCCCUUUUUUUUUUUUUCUCAGGGGGUCCCCUGUAAAUAUGUACAGCGCCCGCGCAGCCCCGGCGAUGUCUCCUCUGCAUUCUCAUGUGCUGACUUGUACAAUGAUCUUUUCAAAGGUACUUGGAUAAAAUGAAAUAAAACCCCACAUCCCAU
Molecule: messenger RNA, 4298 nt
Organism: Calypte anna (Anna's hummingbird)
Lineage: Eukaryota; Metazoa; Chordata; Aves; Apodiformes; Trochilidae
Gene: AXIN1
Product: axin 1
Exons: 10
Coding region: 153-2681 (842 amino acids)
Biological process (GO): negative regulation of canonical Wnt signaling pathway
Source: RefSeq, a predicted model, not a curated record